Drosophila bipectinata is the source of this 1020-nucleotide messenger RNA. Its product is annotated as modular serine protease. Gene Ontology annotation, molecular function: protein binding. The record is from RefSeq and is a predicted model, not a curated record. Gene Ontology annotation, cellular component: plasma membrane. Lineage: Eukaryota; Metazoa; Arthropoda; Insecta; Diptera; Drosophilidae.
AAUCCCUGAUAGAAGCAUGUUCUCAGUGAUCGGCAUAUCAUCAUAAAACGGGUUUUUUUCCAUGCCUGAGUAGUAAUUGUACUUCAAACCACGGCAUGGAGGUGCCAGUCUCUACAACUAUAUCAACUGAGAAUGUUCACCGCGCAUCAGAAUCUUUCCCUCCGGCUGCUUGUGCUCUCCACUGUCGUCUCCGGUGGUUGGGGUUUUUUUAACACUACGGGCUGCGGUCAUCGAUGUGCGAGCGGCGACUGCAUCCCACUGGACCAGUUAUGCGAUGGCACUGCCAACUGCCAGGACGCCUCGGACGAGACUAAAGCCAUGUGCCAGAAAGUCUGGUGUCCGGGCUAUUCUUUUCGGUGCACUUACGGAGCCUGCAUAGCCAGCACGGCGGUGUGUGACGGCAUAAUGGAUUGCGUGGAUGGCUCGGACGAAGAACGCUGGCUGUGUCGGGCCCAAAUGCAGGAGGCCAACUGCGACCACUGGGAGAUGCAUUGCUCCUCCGGCCAGUGCAUGCCCUACUCCAAGCUGUGCGAUGGCAUCAAGGAUUGCACAGACGGUGAUGAUGAAGACGGAACAUUGUGCGAAGGUGUAACAAAAUCGGAGAAUGAUCCAUCAAGGACCAACUCCACACAGAAGGAGGACGGCUGCCUGGUGCCGGAUUUGCCAAAUGUGAUAAUCAAAAAUUCAAACAAUGCUGUCAUCCAUGCUGGAACAAGGAUUCCCAGAGGCACAUCCAUUUUCUAUGACUGCCCCGCCGAGCAUUCCUUGAAAGGAGAGACCGGCAAUACGUGCCAUGGCUCCAUGUGGAUGAAAAAGUUUCCCUAUUGUGAAACUCCAACCGCAUUCUUCUUUAAUCUGACGAUAUCCUUGUUCUCCCUGUUGAUGGUGAUCCUGGUCUUCUUACUUUGGCGGAUACGCCGGGAAAGUGUGACAAGAAGUCGAAGGCUGCGGGAAGAAAACAUUUGGUUGGUGGAAACCAGUUCCAGUCGUCACACAGAAAGUACUCUGCCAAAGUAUUAG